Myzus persicae (green peach aphid) is the source of this 2403-nucleotide messenger RNA. RefSeq lists its product as uncharacterized. NCBI's taxonomy places the organism in Eukaryota, Metazoa, Arthropoda, Insecta, Hemiptera, Aphididae. The coding region runs from base 498 to 1787 and encodes 429 amino acids. The record is from RefSeq and is a predicted model, not a curated record. Gene Ontology annotation, molecular function: protein binding. The transcript has 7 exons.
AAUACCAUCACUCUGAUAGUGCGUGUACGCUCCGCAACAGUAUACUAACGGCAGUCGUCGGCGCCCGCGGCCCGUCACUCGCUCGCUACCGUCCGGCGCGCGAACACGCUUAGAACGCACGUGAGUGACCGCCCCCCAUCCCACACCGGGCCGGCCACCACCCGCCGAACCGACCGACAUUUGCACUCGACGUAGAUUUUUUUUCGAGAAUAAAAAAAAAAUUUUUUUCGCUUUUUUUUUUCCCGCCACGCCGUCGCCUCCGCGCCGCUCAAACCCCAACGACUCCGACACUUGUCGCCGCCGCCACUCUAUUCCGGUCGAAAACACCGCGAGAUUGUUCCGUCGCCGUCGCGUUUUUUUUUUGUCUAAUAAUUUUUAAUCGUUUGCUUUUAUAACUUUGUCCGUUGGCGAUAACGAAACUUGUUAACCUUUAAUCAACUCGAGUUAUUUGAAAAACACCAAUGUGCAUGGCUGAGUAAUGCGAUCAUCGAUCAAUCAUGGCACUCUUGUACAGAUUAGUUAAGUUGCCGGACCGUUUUCAGACCCAUGUGUUUACAUUCGUGGUGACCAAAUCAGUAACUCGCGAUCCAGACCGGGACGUUACGUCCAAGGAGUUUGCUUGUGGCCAUCAAAAAUGGUCAAUCACAUUCUCACGAACUGACAAGAUGUUAGGAGCGUAUCUAGUGUGGAAGAGUGCUUCCGAAUCGGUGCGCGUUUAUGUGGAUUUUACGUUCACUAUACUCAACCGUGAACAUUUCAGCGUGAACGAAUCAUUUGCGGGUAAACAAGUGAAGUUUACGACGGACUGCCCUGCCCAGGGGAACCGAAACUACAUACCGGUCAGCGACCUGUACGGCCGAAACUUCACUGACGCAAAUGGCGAGUUCCAGCUGGAACUGUCCAUCGGUCACGUGCGCACUGUGUACGACACGGAGUUCGGCGUGCCCACGUCGCUCACCUCCAGGCUGAUGCACCACCACCACCAGAUUCAAAACCACCACAACCCGGCGGCGGGAAACGCGCUCCAGCAUCAGUACGGUACGGCGUCGCCCAGGGGGACCAAGUGCAAGCUGGAAACGUCGUACUUCACGUUCGGUGGAUUCGACUGGAAUCUAGCGCUGUACCCGCACGGCGUCAAAGACGUAUCGUGUACUUCGGUUGAAGGCCGUAUGUCGGUAUAUUUAAACCGAUGUACAGGAUUCGACCAUCAAUGCCGUGUUCGGUACAUGUUAAUUUUGGGUGAUGGAGAAAAACGUCUAGACUCUGGAAUAUUGGAUGAUGUAUCCGAUUCAGAUGGAAAAAGCUAUGGCUGGCACCCCAGAUAUAAGUUCUCUGAACUUGUUACAAAGGGCACGAUUCGGGUACAUCUAGAGAUGUUAUUGGCAAACACCCUGAGUGAAGUUAUAUCCAGCAUAGUAAUAACGGGUAUCAAUCAGCAUGGGGUGUCGUCGGCAGCGUCCAGUGGCGUUGUGGCGUCGCCCACGAAAACGCAAUGUUAUGACCGGGACAAGCACGCGUGGUCCAUAAGGAGCGAUUGCCAAUCAGAAACUGUCCGACUUCAUAUGGUCUACAAGGAUAUUCAAAACGUGCCCAGAAAUCAUCUCAGAUAUGUUUGCUGGACGGCGUACCUGCUGCGGUACCACGGUAAAACGGGCCACGUGGAACCGGUGCCAUUACCAGGUGCACCAUUCAGCCACUAUUACGCCACUGAUGCCACUGACGAAGGGAUUAUAAUGGAAACCGACAUAAGCGUCAAAGAGGUAAGUACACGCCAAUGUUUUCCCUAGUGAAAUUAAACGUCUCCCGGCGGCGUUACCCAUUACAUUAUGUGUACGGAAGUGAUCGUAAAUCAGGUUAUAGAUUAUAACAACUAUAUUGUAUGCGAGUUGGUCCCACAAGUAUGAUUUAUCAUUUUGGUUUUUUUUUUAACUCAUUACUAUAACAACAGUGUUUGUAUACCGUUGCAAAAUAAUAAUAACAUUUGUAAAAUAAUAUAAAACAAAAAUACGUUUUGUAAACACACGAAAGCCGCGCUUCGUUAUAGUAUCUACCUUGUAACGCCGUGAAAUAUGAUGGUUCGUCUUAACUUAACUAAUGAAAAUAAAUUACGUCAUUUUGAAAAAUUUGGUUAUCCUGAGACAAGAAACAUAUUGUAUAAUUAGAAAUGAGUUACCGCUUGUGACGAAAAAAUAAUAAUCUUAAAUGAUGAUUCAGAAUAAAUAACAUUUAUUUAGAAGAGGGGUGUAUGUUUCGUAUUAUAUCUCAAAAUAUUAAUUUGUUAUAUUAUUUAAACCAAUUGAUCAAUUAUAAAAAAGGUGAGAAAGUUGCUAUACCGUUCUGCAGCUAUGCUGUAUACUAGGUAGGUGGCGAGUGGGUCACCGUAAUGGAUGUAUUAAGUUUCCA